This is a messenger RNA of Drosophila ananassae, 2880 nucleotides long. RefSeq names its product zinc finger protein Noc (gene noc). The record is from RefSeq and is a predicted model, not a curated record. Gene Ontology annotation, biological process: negative regulation of DNA-templated transcription. The transcript has 2 exons. Gene Ontology annotation, cellular component: nucleus. NCBI's taxonomy places the organism in Eukaryota, Metazoa, Arthropoda, Insecta, Diptera, Drosophilidae. Bases 430 to 2055 code for a protein of 541 amino acids.
UACGCUCAUCGCCGCAUCCGACGGAUUCAAUUCGAUUUCAGACUUCAGAGCGUUCGGACGUGUUCGGAAAAACCUGAAGCCACCCCGGAGUGUCUUGACAGCAAGCCCAGUGGAAAGCAGUCAGUCAACUGUUGUCACUGAUCGAGAGCGUUUCGUUUCGUUUCGUCGAGUGAAAAGUGAAAACCAAGCCCAAAACAAACGCCGUUUGGCCAAAAUAACAAAAGUGAUUCAGAGCAAGAUUCUAGAUUCAGAAAUCUGCUCCAAACUAAAAGUGUGAACUCAACCUUUUGGAUUACAUUUCCCGUCGCAUUUUGUGGAUUACCUUCUUCGUCGGCGUCGAAGCGGAGCUACUAACUAGCUCCUAGCUUUGUCCCGCAGCUUCUGUGGAUUACCCCGAUUGCGAUCCCAAUUCAACUCCAAGCAGCUACCAUGGUUGUUCUGGAAGGCGGCGGCGGCGUUGUUACCAUCGGUAACAACCAGUACCUUCAACCGGAUUAUCUGGCUCCAUUGCCAACAACGAUGGACGCCAAAAAGAGUCCUCUGGCUCUCCUCGCACAGACCUGCUCCCAAAUCGGAGCUGAUUCGUCGGCAGUUAAGCCCCUGAUGGCCAUGGACAAGAACAAGACAAAGCCCGGCGCCUGCUCCUCGUCGUCGAACUCGUCGAGCUCCUCGAGCAGCGCCGAGAUCUCAGCGGCCAAGUCGCCCUCCGGCCAGGCCAAGUCGCCCAAGUCGAGCACCCCGAUCAGCGCCACAGUCACCGGAAACAGCUCCAUUGGCAGCAACCCCAGCACCACCACAACCAACGAAAUCAAGCUGGCCUUCAAGCCCUACGAGACGAAUGUGCUGAGCCACCAGAACCAGAACUCUUUCAAGAGCAGCUCGUCCUUGGACGCGGAGCCGACCCGCCCCAGCUCCAAGAGCUCUUCGUCCGCCCAGGAGCGAGUGCCAUCCCGCAGCAAGUCCAACGCCACGCCCACGGAGGGCGGCAAGGCGGAGGCACUGGGCCACGACUCGGCCAGCCGAAAGACUGUCUCCCCGUCGGGGUCUUCGCAGCGCGGCGCCAGCCCCAUUGUGCGCUCGGGCAUGGAGGUGCUGAACAACGCCAACGGCACCGCCCAGCACCCCAAGGAGAUGAGCAGCAUGGCGGCGGCUGCUGCUGCGGCUGCGGCCGCCUACAAGGCUGCCGGUCCCUACGGCCUGAAUCCCCUCUCCGCCCUGUGCUGCCCGCCCGGCAUGGAGCAGCACGCGAAUCCAGCCUUCCGGCCGCCCUUCGCCGGAGGAUUCUCCCACCACCACGCCGCCAUGCUGGCAGCUGCAGCCAACGGAGGCUAUCCCGGAGGAGCCCCGGGCGGAGGCCCAGCUGGCCAGCCCAACCCGUACAUAAGCUACCAGAGGAUUAAGACCCCGGCCGGCGGAGAGGCCAUCGUCCCGGUCUGCAAGGAUCCCUACUGCCCCGGCUGCCCCUACUCGGCUCACACGCAACAGAUGCUGAUGGGCGCCCCCUGCCCCGCCGGCUGCACCCAGUGCGAGCACCAGAAGUACGGCCUGGCGAUGGCCAGUGCCGCCGGACUUCCGCCAGCACACCCCUAUUCGCAGGCUGCGGCGGCUGCAGCUGCCAACGCAGCGGCCGCCCGCUCGGCCCCCUACGUCUGCAGCUGGGUGGUGGGCGACGCCUACUGCGGCAAGCGGUUCCAGACCUCCGACGAGCUCUUCACCCACCUGCGCACCCACACUGGAAAUCUGUCGGACCCAGCCGCCGCGGCCGCCGCUCUUGCGCAGUCGCAGGCCCAGUCGUUGCUGGGAACCCUAUUCCCCCCGUCCGCCCUGCGGGCCGGCUAUCCCACGCCCCCCCUGAGCCCCAUGUCGGCAGCGGCGGCGGCUGCCCGCUACCACCCGUACGCCAAGCCACCGCCAGGCGCUCUGGCCGGAGGCCCCUCGCCGUUCGGUGCCGCCGGAGCCUUCAACCCGGCUGCGGCGGCGGCAGCGGCCGCUCUAGGGCCCUACUACUCGCCGUACGCCAUGUACGGGCAGCGGAUGGGAGCCGCGCACCAGUAAGGGAGCUCGCCAGGAGACAUACCAAAAAGGACUAGAAUCGCAGAACCAGAUCGCACCUCCGCAGAAUAGAGGACUGUGAGGAGGAUUACGCAAAGAGCCCAAUACUUUACUUAAAAGCAGACACGAGUUUGAGAUAAUUUCAAAGAAAACAAAAGAUUGCAAAGGCUGACAUCUCUGGCUUUUGUGCUAUUCUGUGAUACUAAACUGUAGUUUAAAGAGCGCUAGUUACACUUAAGUUUGACAACCGAUAAUAUUCAACCACCUAUAGUAGCAACCGCAAAUAGCAGACACUUCUCUCACCACUAAAUGUCUACGGUAAUCAAUCAGAAGGAUGACUGCAUCCUGCAAGAGGAAGUCGCUCAUAAUUUGUUCUCAAAGUUCAACCAAAGUUUUAAAGUCUUAGCCCAAGCACAUUCUAUGACUUCCAAUUUCUGUUAACGAACACCCAUUGCUGAGAUGUUUAAACCUUGUUUUAGUUUAUUUCGCCUCGACCUAAGUUCUACAAACGAUUAUUAGUCUUACCUACACGCAUAGAUCCACAAUUGAAGUAAUGUUCUUAAGUCAUCUUAUAUGUAAGCAUAACGUAUAUGUAAUACCAACCAAUCGCAAAAAGCAAGAAAAACAAGAAAAAAAUCAACAGAAAAUAAAAUGAAUAUUUCAUAUAAUUAUGUAUUGUGUGUAAUUCUUUAAACAUAAAAUAGAUUCGCUAUUUACUCCUUGAUGUACGCAAAGCCACAACAUGAUCUACACGACAAGCCACAGAAUAUCAAACAGAAACAAGUAUGAAACUGAGAAAUAUACGAGAAAAACAUUCUGAAAAUAUAA